AUGGAUGAAGAAAUGGCAGACACCAAUAUGAAACCUUCUGUCGUCACUGGAUUACCAGGCUUGGAUUUACUCAACAAGAGUAGGAAUUUUAGCAGAAGGUCGCGUUUUCCGACAAAGUUCUUUGUGGUCUGGCGUUCGGACGAGUUCACAUGGGCAGGGCGGACUAUACCACGGGUGAUGACCCCUGGACUGACUCCCAUUAAUACUACACAACUCAAUGAAGCCGUCGAGGAAGAGAUGAGGUCCUCUGAGAUACCGUCACUCUCCAUUUGCGUCUACAGGCAUGGGCAAAGCACACCGAAGAACAGCUAUCGUAUCGCAUCUAUCAGCAAAACGGUUACCGCCAUGGGUAUCAUGGAGCUGAUGAAUCGCCGCCACUUCAAUUUGGACUCGAAAGUGUUUGGGGAUAGAGGCAUUCUCUCGUGGCUUGACGUCAGUCGCGCACAUCCAUGGAUACGUGCUGUGACCGUGCGCCAUCUUCUCGAACAUUCUUCAGGUGGUUGGAGCAAUCAAGACAAGCUCGAGUUCAAUACUACACCGCAAACUGAACGACUGAAUGGUACGACGCUACUGGAAUUCUACAUUCGAUCUUACGAGCCAAAAUUUCAGCCAGGAAGGCGAUAUCUAUAUUCCAACAUUGCUUACGUCUUUUUGGGUAGGAUCAUAGAACAG
Molecule: messenger RNA, 672 nt
Organism: Ostertagia ostertagi
Lineage: Eukaryota; Metazoa; Nematoda; Chromadorea; Rhabditida; Trichostrongylidae
Source: the annotation of a GenBank genome assembly